AUGGUGCAAGCUGGAGCCGGCGGAGGAAAGUCAGGCGUGAAAGCAAUGGUGCAAGCAGCAGCAAGUGAAGCUGGCAAGAAAGAGACAGCAGCAGCAGCAGCAGGAGGAGGAGGAGGAGGAGGAGGAGGAGGAGGAGGAGGAGGAGGAGGAGGAGGAGGAGGAGGAGGAGGAGGAGGAGGAGGAGGAGGAGGAGGAGGAGGAGGAGGAGGAGGAGGAGGAGGAGGAGGAGGAGGAGGAGGAGGAGGAGGAGGAGGAGGAGGAGGAGGAGGAGGAGGAGGAGGAGGAGGAGGAGGAGGAGGAGGAGGAGGAGGAGGAGGAGGAGGAGGAGGAACAUCGGACGUGAAAGCGCUGGUGCAGGCAGCACUAACAGAGUGGCGGAGGAAGGAGGAGGCGGCAAUGCAGCAGCAGGCCGCGUCGGUGCUGGGCAGGGGAUUGUCGGACGUGCGCAAGGUGUACCAGCUGGGCAAGGAGCUGGGGAGAGGGAACUUCGGGGUGAUCAGGGAGGCCGUGGAUUGGGUGUCUGGCGAACGAUUCGCGUGCAAGAGCGUCAACAAGAAACGACUGGAGUGCCUGGAUGACUUGGAGGAUCUGAGGAGGGAGGUGGAGUGCCUGGAUGACUUGGAGGAUCUAAGGAGGGAGGUGGAGGUGAUGCGAGUGCUGAAAGGCCAUCCCAACAUUGUGUCGCUGAUGGAUACCUAUGAAGAUGACACGGACGUGCACAUAGUGAUGGAGCUGUGCGAGGGUGGAGAGCUCUUUGAUCGCAUCGUCGCGCGCAACCACUUCACCGAGAGACAAGCAGCACAGGUGUGCCGUACUCUCGCCGACGUGCUGCGCUACUGCCACUCCCACCACAUCCUGCACCGCGACUUAAAGCCCGAGAACGUGCUGCUUGUGUCGACACGCAGUGACACGCGUGUGAAGGUCAUAGACUUCGGUAUGGCCUACCGCUUUCAGGACGGCGAGCGCUGCACCCAACGCGCUGGCACUCCGAAUUACAUCUCCCCAGAAGUCAUCGCGAAAAACUACGGCACCGAGGCGGAUGUGUGGAGCUUAGGUGUCAUACUCUAUGUGAUGCUGUGCGGGCUGCCGCCAUUCUGGGGGGACACAACGGAGGAGAUCUUCUCGAGUAUUCUGUACGAGCCGUUGGAUCUCGAGACCGAGCCUUGGCCGGACGUGUCUGCCGCGGCAAAGGACUUGGUUCGGCGGAUGCUGUGCCGGAGGUUCGACGAGCGGAUCACCGUCCCGGAGAUACUGAGUGAGUUGGCAUCUGUGGGGCUGUUAGCGUUGCUGCUCACUCCGCUUUGUGCUGUGCUGUGA
This is a messenger RNA of Closterium sp. NIES-65, 1317 nucleotides long. Lineage: Eukaryota; Viridiplantae; Streptophyta; Zygnematophyceae; Desmidiales; Closteriaceae. The record is from the annotation of a GenBank genome assembly.